Penicillium macrosclerotiorum is the source of this 1059-nucleotide messenger RNA. RefSeq names its product Spg1/Tem1 GTP-binding protein. Gene Ontology annotation, cellular component: spindle pole body. Lineage: Eukaryota; Fungi; Ascomycota; Eurotiomycetes; Eurotiales; Aspergillaceae. Gene Ontology annotation, biological process: regulation of exit from mitosis. Gene Ontology annotation, molecular function: GTP binding; GTPase activity. Bases 1 to 1059 code for a protein of 352 amino acids. The transcript has 4 exons. The record is from RefSeq and is a predicted model, not a curated record.
AUGGAUCCGCUACAGCAGCCUGUCUCCGAGGUCCCUGCUGUUGCAGAGCCGCAGCAACUCCCGGCAGAAGAGCUCCAGGCGUCGGAAGCGCCGCCUGCUCAGGAAGUCGUCCCAUCUGAACCUGGCCCUCUGGAACAGCCGGCGCUGGCUCCUGUCAGUGUCAACAUAGAGCAGCCACUACCUGCUGAGCCUCACACGGGUCGCGUUGGCCUCGAUAACGGCUACAACAGCGAUUCCAAGGCGCACUACCACUCUCGCUCGACCGACUUCCACCACUCUGCUCCCGAAUACGCUCCUCCCGAUGCCGACGCCGCGACUCGUCUCAAUUCCUCUCCCUCCAUUAAUCACCAGCAACCUCAACUGCCACCGGCCUCCCGCCCUGGCUCUGGAUUCUCUAGUGGACCAGAGCGACAUGCCCCAUCUCAACUGCCCCAACCGCCGACGGACGCCGCUCAGCGACAGCCUGCACAGGCGUCCAAGAACAGCGUUGUCAUCAAAGUUGGCAUGGUAGGAGAUGCCCAAAUCGGCAAGACUAGCCUGAUGGUCAAAUACGUAGAGGGAAGCUGGGAUGAGGACUAUAUCCAGACCCUAGGUGUGAACUUUAUGGAGAAAACUAUUUCCAUCCGCAACACCGAGAUCACUUUCUCCAUCUGGGAUCUUGGCGGCCAACGUGAAUUUGUCAACAUGCUACCAUUGGUCUGCAAUGACGCGGUUGCCAUCUUAUUCAUGUUCGACCUUACCCGUAAGAGCACUUUGAACUCCAUUAAGGAAUGGUAUCGCCAAGGUCGGGGGUUUAACAAAACCGCCAUUCCUUUCUUGGUUGGCACCAAAUACGAUCACUUCGUGAACUUUCCUCGUGAGGACCAAGAGGAAAUUUCUCUCCAGGCGAAGCGAUUUGCCAAGGCGAUGAAGGCCAGUCUAAUCUUCAGCAGCACCAGCCAUAGCAUUAAUGUUCAGAAGAUCUUUAAAAUCGUUUUGGCCAAGGCAUUUGACUUGAAGUGCACCAUUCCCGAAAUUGAGAAUGUGGGCGAGCCUCUUUUGCUGUACAAGAAUGUUUAG